GUCCAAUCAUUGUCUGCCUCUUUCUAACCAUAAACUGAUGAUAAAUAUAAAAUCCAAUUCUAUAUAAUAUAUUACCGUUGGAGCCACCAUAUAAUCAGACCUCAGGAUAGCGACUUUUCAUCAGUUUUUAUUAGCCAUUAGACAGUUUCACUGCUUAUUUGUGAAGAUGAGCAAAAACACAAAAUGAUAGCAACCACUAAAAUAUACCAUGAAACAUAUUACAGAAUAUAGAAUCUUAACCCUGGUCCAAACUUCUCUGCCUUGCUCCAAGCAAAAUGUAAGAAUCUAACACCAGGAGAAUUAACUUUCCCUCGUCUUAUGGAGGAAUUAUGAUGUAUGAUGAUCAGAUUGUCUAUAUGCAUAGUUUUAAGCGCUUCUAGCAUCUCUCCCACGAUGAAAAUGCUAUCAACUACUCGUUUGUCUAGGUUAAUUUUUGUUUUUUCUCUCAGAUGAACUUCUUGUUUCAUUGCAAUGAAGCGUUGUAGAAUUAUUUGUUUUUCAAAUGGUGAACCACAUAAAGCAGGCCUUGUACCUCCUGAAACCAUAUUGCAGACUCUUCCCCUUUCCAUGGCAUAUUUGCUUUACAUGGUACGCAGCACAUAUUCUCUAUGAAAAUGAACUUGGCUAUAUUUUUGUACCUGCUACUAUUAGAAUCAUCAGUGAUAUCAUGCAAAUCAUCAUGGCAAAAGCUGGCUACAAUGGAGUCUGUACUACGAGUGAAUGUUCCAAUGUAUACCACCCUUAGGCGUACAACUGUUGUGUUUACAAUGAUUGUGGAGUAUCUACUAACAAGGCAAAAGUACACCCGCCAUGUUGUUGGCAGGUUGUGAUGCUACUUUCCUGUAUACUGGCAUUUUUUUUAACACAACCUUGAAUUCUGCACUCACACAGACAAUGUGCGGCAAACUGAAGGAUCUAUUUACCAUCGGACUUGGCUGGCUGUUGUUUGGUGGGCUUCCUUUUGAUGUGCUGAGUGUCACCGGCCAAAUUCUUGGUUUUGUGGGCUCUGGUUUCUACGCAUACUGUAAAAUCAAGGGAAAGUAUAAUUUCAUACAGCUGAGCCAGAUAUAUGACAGGAUAAGCCACCGAUGGGGUCCUGGAUUUCACUCAUAUCUCACUUGUGAGAUGGAAUUAGCACUUGGUGGUGCCAGCUCUCCUCCAGGUAUGAAUUUUUUGUGGAUGUUACAUACGCCUCUUGAUGAUCCAUAUGCAUGCAUGUGAAACAGAACCUUCGCUUAGCUGUUGAGGUUAUCAAUUGCAUGUGAUUGCAUUAUUAUUUUUUUUUCCGCUGACCUAGUAGUAUGAUUAUAUUUCAGGCUUUGAUUAGAAAUGAAACUAGUUCUUCUUUUCCCUCUUUGAAACGAAGCAUGGUUCAUUGAACUGGUUGAUUCAAAUGUUGACCAAUGGGCUCCACAUGGCUGACACAUCGGAGCCACUUGGUCGAUACGUCAACUCCAAGUGGAGGACAUAUAAGCUCCACGUGGUCAACCUAUGGGCUCCACUUGGUCGACACAUCUAAGCCACCUGUUCAACACGUUGACUCCUAGUGGAUGACACAUCAUCUCCACAUGGUCGAUAAGUUAGAGUCACUUGGUUGACAUGACGGAGCCAUCUAGUUGAUCAUUCAUCGUCACCUUAGUGUCACAUCCUAGAGAGUAAAGCCAUAAGGUUGCACUCGAUGAAUGCCACGUGGAGAACAAUUAUGUAAUCUUAGGUUCGACAUCGGUUUACUGGUGAAUAUGGUCGAACUUCACGCUCUCAUUACCGUAUGAACUGGGUGAUGAGCGAACGUAAUGGUCCCAAGCACCUAUUAAAAAAAGGGACGUAUAGAUACGUUUCAACACAAUGAACACCCUAAGUUCGACUUGUCUGAUUUAUUUGACUUGUUGAUUACUUAAGUCUUGGAAGGGUAUUGUCAGGAGUGCCCCCAACAUAAUCUUGCAGGGAUCGGAUGAUACUCAAAGGAGUUUGCCUUGAAAUUGACUAGAAAAAAGGAAUUAGGUUGGAUCUGAGCUAGGACAACCAAAAAUUGAACUAACGGGAAGCAACUGCAAAAUGACUCUUGGGCCUUAUAAGGAGAACCUUGACAUUAAAAUUAUAUGGAUCUCUCAAGAGAAUGCGUAUUUCGUUGGUGUAGAGAUUUUCUUCGUUCAUUGAACUCGAAAUCUUAUGGAAGGCCAAAGAAUAUGUAUUUGGUUGUUGUAGAUUCUGGCAUUUAUCAUUCAAGCUAAUCCUUUUCUUUCUCGAGUUGGUAUUUUAGAGUCUGUUCUUGAAGACGUACAAGCCACCAUUUUCAACCAUGUUUCACAAUCUCUCACCUAACGCUUCUGUUCUUCAAGUCAUAGUCUCUCACCUAAUGAAACCGACACGACCUGUUGCUUCCGUCGUUUGUCAAAAAGGCCUUCUCUCCAUCCUUCUCCAUCAGUCACCGGAACAUACUUCCACCUGUUGCUUCCAACAACAUUUGACCUUCUUUAUCUCAAGGAGAUAUUUUAAUGGUUAAAACUUGAUACGUAGAGAAUCUGUGGUUUAUAAACUCAAGGAGAUAUGCUUAUGUAAUGUUUGAGUCAUAGUAAUCAGAACAUAUUUGACCUUCACUAUGGUUCUUCUUUUGUCUUUGCUUAUAGAAGUGACCCAUCUUUUUGCCUCGGGAACUCCUACUUAGGAUCCUCUCGUAACAAAAGCAAACGCUCGAUCUGUGUAGAGUCCCACUGAAAGGUUUCCUUGGUUGAGUCCGGAUAAAUAGCAAGCCUCCUAUUUACUUCAUCACUUCUUGUCGUCACUGACGUACGAGGAGAGUGAGGGAGAGUUUGUGAAUCUCCAGAAACCAAACAGAUUUAGUUCUAUUUUUUUAAUAUUAAAUUUAUAGUAUGCACAUCAACACGUUCUUGUCGUGAUACAUAAAAUUAUACGGAUAGCUUAGAUGGUCAAGGGUGUAUUCAGGUCUUUUUCUAAGUGGUUGUGGGUUAAGAUCCUCUCGUGACCAUCUGUUUCGGCGAUAGAUGACUGUCCCCAUUCAUCAUAUGUGCUUGAUGCAAUAUAUAUAUAUCACUGAAGGGAAAAGUAAAUAUCAAUGAGCGAUAGAUGCUCCGUGAGGGAGAGAAAGCGUCAGCUGGUCUAAUGAUUGGUUGGGCAAUCCACACAUCAAUUGGGCCGCCUAGUUUGACUUUGACUUUGUCUUACCUUCUCCUGCAUAACCUUUCUGUAUCAUACAUACAUAACUUCAGCACUCCCAAGUAUUUUUCCAUACAAACUCUUAGUUUUGUUAUCACAGUUCCUAAUAAUCGAUUCAUGCACUACUAAUGUGCGCGCUGGGAAUCAUUCUUCUUUACCUUCAUCAAUCAAGUUUAUAAUAUAUACCCAAAAGCCCGAAGUUUAGUGGAGAGUUGGUGGAUGGGUGACCAAGCACCAACUGGUAAUGGAGAAUCGUAUUACAUACAGCCACCAUUUCUAUGUCUGCCGCUAUCAUCACCAACCAUCCUUGUGGGACCGAACGGGGACCCACACCACUCCCACCCCAUCCGUGUUGCCCGCCUUACCCGACUCACCACCAACUCUCUCUCUCCC
This is a messenger RNA of Musa acuminata subsp. malaccensis (wild Malaysian banana), 3567 nucleotides long. NCBI's taxonomy places the organism in Eukaryota, Viridiplantae, Streptophyta, Magnoliopsida, Zingiberales, Musaceae. The record is from RefSeq and is a predicted model, not a curated record.